UGAGAUUGUAGUUGUCAAGACACACACCGGCACACAAUCUGGCAGGUGGAGAAUCUCACUCACAGAUCUUCAUGUCCUUCAUCUGACCAUGAAGAAGCUACUCAUCUUCCUGCUCCUGUUCUCAGGAGUGCUGAGCUUUGGAACUUUGUGUAGAGCACUGAAUGAUCUUACACAACCAGAGUGUACUGCAACCAAUGACUCCACGUCAGACUUCCUGAUGUGUGUGGGAUUUUCAUCAGACCCUGUGGCAGAGGAGCAGCAGAUCCACAACCUAAAAGGCCUGAUUGAUGCUCUGCUUGACGUGUUUGUGCUCAUGAACUCAGGAUUGGGUGGUGUCCCUUUGCUAAACGUGUCUGCAGGAUGGAGCUUUAAUGCCACAGCUCUGCUGCAGGAUAAUGACAUCAUCACGGCAUGGCUACAGAUUAGAAUGACUCCACUGCUUUCCUCCAUCUCCCAGAACUUCCUCACCUGUCUCGGUUACAACAACUUCAGCUGCCAGACCUACCAGACUGUGGUGCAGGAGCUGAGUCAGCAGUUCUCCAGUUUGGAUGCUCAGAGGCAGCAGUGGAUCUACUCGUACUUCAUGCAGCCCUUCCUGUCCAAAAACACACCAACAGGUUGUGUGAUACCUGGUGACACCACACAGGACUGGGUCACAAAGAACUUUGGCUCCUUCUCAGUUCUGGCCCAAAUCAGAGACUUCAGCUCUAUCAAUGGAUUCUUCAAUGGGUUGGAUGUACUGCACUUGUUGACUCCAGAGCAGAAAGCAGAGCUCAUGCUGUAUCCUGAGACAGCCAGUCUGAACCAAGAAUCCCUCAGUGUGGUCCUGGGCAGCCUUCUGAGUUCAGUAACACCAUCUGGAGGAGCUGUGAACAGCCUUAAUGGUACCAUGCAGGGCACAGGAUUAUCUGUGUACUCACCCUCUCCACAAGACCCACUCAGACAGACGGUAAACGACAUCAUGACUGCAUUUAGACCUGUUGGGAGUUUCGUCAGAGAAUUUGUUUUCCUCACACAUCAGCAGGACCUGAGCAGCAUGAGGAGUGCGACUCUCAUACAGGCAAUGCUUGGCUGGACUCUAGCAGAGCUCGCAGCACCAUAUAAAAACACCAGCAGUAAUCAGCAGCUGGAACAGACGAUGUUUAACGCUUCAGAUGUUAACUCCUGGUUCACACAUGUCGUGGUUCCUGUCCUGAACAGAUACCUCACCAGUGACAUUCCAGAUGACCUCGCUGCUGUCUUUCAUAAUGUGUUUUAUAUGCAGAAUCCAGUGUAUGAAACUCAAGACACUUGCAGUGUGAGUCUGGAUGGAGCAUGUGCAGUGGCAAAUGUGAUGGAGCAUGUGGCAAAAGUGCUGCAGUGUGCAGGGAGCACUAAUCUAACACUCACACAGGAAACAGUGACCAGUCUCACACUGCAUCUUUCCAGCAGCCUCAACAGACUUCUGAACCAGAUCGCCAACACGAACUUUAGUGCAGAAGAUUCUCCUUUCAGAGAUGUUCUUGAUCGAAUCCACAACCCAACACACACUGACCUGAGGGAUAAAUCAUUUAUCACCAUGUGGUUUCAUAUCAAACUGAAGCCUCUCUUACCGAGUGUGACGCCUGACUACCUGCUCUGCCUGAGUGCCAAACCGUUCUCCUGCCAGACCUUCCAGACGCUUGUGUGGGAGAUGAGCAACAAUAUGUUCCUGAUGCCAGUGAAUGGAACUCAGGUGGUUUAUGAGAAUUUCAUCAUACCGUUCCUUCUCCACCAAAACUCCACAGGUGGCUGUAUGAGUAACAGCAGUCUGGAGUGGAUCCAGAUGAACCUUGGUGGAUUCUCUCAGUUUGCUACAGUGCAGGAGAUGUACCUACUAAAUCCUGAGUUUGAUGCUCUGGAGGCUUUCAGCACCCUCACUCUAAAACAAGUCUCUGAGAUCAUCGUUGAAGACCUGCCUCAACUUCCAGCUAAAAAGCAGCUGAUUGACAUCACGUUCAGCAACAUGCUGACAUCACUGACGAUGAGGCAGAAUCUUCCUCAGCUCAUCUUCCUCAUCUCAGAGAUGGACACGAUAAACAACUGUUUGAUCUAUCAGGAAAUGUUCUCUUGGCUCCACUUUGCUUCUCUGUUUGCAAACAAAGAGGAAGAAGCUGUGAUCCUGAUUAGCAUUGAUAACCUGAUGAAGACCACACCAUCAGAUUGUCGCUCCUACAGUGGCACGUGCAACACCACGGCCAUCAACGGGUCUGCAGUGUGUGAUGGUGUGAACAGUGAUGCUCUGCUGGACUACCUGAAAACACCACAUAACGGGAGUCAACUCUGUAGCUUCAAUAUUACACAAUACGCAUGUGCCCAGGUAACUGAUAUAUCUGCUGAAGAUCUGGUGACGCUGUUGUCAUGUUAUCUCUAUGGUAACGAGGUUGUGUCUAAAGAGACAUGGAAAAUCUUUCUAAUGGAAGUCAGCCCCACCCUCGGCCCCGCCCUCGAUCUGUUUACCAACAAGACCGUCCCAUUUUCCCCUCCCCUGGUGGUGGACUUGUUGGAUGUGAUUGCUGAUGUCAUCUUGAAUACUUUCAGUCCAAACAGUUUUACCAAUGAUUCAUUGAUCCAGCUGUGGUUCGGGAACAGACUCCGCCCCUUUUUACCCUACACCUCAUCAAACUUCCUGACCUGCAUCUCCAAAUUCAACUUUAGCUGUGAGACCUACCAGAGCAUUGUUCAAAUUUUGAGCCAGCAGUUUAAUGCCAUGUCCAAUGAGACUCAGAUGUCUGUCUAUGUCUACUUCAUCCACACGUUCCUCAGCAACAACAACACAGCAGGGUGUAAUACUGGAGGUCAGAGCUCUGAUUGGUUGAAACUGAAUGUUGGACCUUUUGCUGAAUUUGCAACCAUCACUGAACUCCAGAAUCUAAACCCUGCAUUCUCAGUGAUGGAUGUCCUGGACAGUUUAACUGUGACACAGUUGGUGGAAGUCUGCACCUCUCCUGGUCUUAUUACUUCAGCAGCUCAGGUUGUUCAGGUUCUGGACAACGUUCCUGACCCUGAACUCAUCAUGUUCUUCUCCAAGCUCUCCUCCACAGUUACUGUCGGGGCUAUGCCACUUCCCACUGUGGUCAGCAAGGCUCUUCUGGAGCAGGUGUUUGAGAGAGUAAAUCUUGGAGACCCGAAUGUUCCUGACCCCGCGGUGGAGCAGUGGAUCAACGUCGGAAUAAAACCUUUUAUCUCCAACAUCCAGAUUUCACAAAUACCUCUGUACUUCAACAUCCUCACAAACCACUCCUGUAUCAUCUCACACCAAGGUGUGAUGGUGCUGAACUCCGCCCACUCCAGUUUCAAUUCUGAUACACUGCAAGCCAUCUACAACCAGCUCAUCAUCUUUCUCUCAGGGCCUGAGCUGAUGAAGUGCUACACUUAUCAGAGUUUCUACGCUUUCCUGAAGUCGUACUUCAUAGGCUUCCAGUUUCCUUCUCUCUCCACCUUCCUGUCUCUGAUUCCACCUGGACGAAUGGCAGAGUUGUUGAACUCCAUGUCUCCAGCUGAGCUAUCUGAGCUCCUGCAUAACAUCGGCACUGUGGAAGACCAAAACAAACUGUGUGAACUCUUCAACAUCUACAACCAAACUGAGAACUACCUGCAAAGUGUGACUGAUUUAUCUGCAGAAACUCUGGCGACGGUGUUGUCAUGUUAUCUCUAUGGUAAUGAUACCAUAUCAAAUAAAACAUGGAAAAUCUUUCUAACAGGAGUCAGCCUGGUCCUUGGCCCUGCCCUUGAUCUGUUUCCCAACAAGACCACCCCAUUGUCCCUCCCCCUAGUGGUGGACAUGUUGGAUGUGAUUGGUGAUGUCACCUUCAGUUCUUUUAGUUCAUCCAGUUUUACCAAUCAUUCAUUGAUCCAGCUGUGGUUUGGGAACAGACUCCGCCCCUUUUUACCCUACACCUCAUCAAACUUCCUGUCGGGCAUCUCCAAAUACAGCUUCAGCUGUGAGACCUACCAAAGCAUUGUUCAAAUUUUGGGCCAGCAGAUUAAUGCCAUGUCCAAUGAGACUCAGAUGUCUGUCUAUGUCUACUUCAUCCACACGUUCCUCAGCAACAACAACACAGCAGGGUGUAAUACUGGAGGUCAGAGCUCUGAUUGGUUGAAACUGAAUGUUGGACCUUUUGCUGAAUUUGCAACCAUCACUGAACUCCAGAAUCUAAACCCUGCAUUCUCAGUGAUGGAUGUCCUGGACAGUUUAACUGUGACACAGUUGGUGGAAGUCUGCACCUCUCCUGGUCUUAUUACUUCAGCAGCUCAGGUUGUUCAGGUUCUGGACAACGUUCCUGACCCUGAACUCAUCAUGUUCUUCUCCAAGCUCUCCUCCACAGUCACUGUGAGUGUCACUUACACACUCAUUAUUAACACCUAACAUGGGAUCCA
Silurus meridionalis is the source of this 4398-nucleotide messenger RNA. RefSeq lists its product as uncharacterized. Bases 89 to 4387 code for a protein of 1432 amino acids. The record is from RefSeq and is a predicted model, not a curated record. Lineage: Eukaryota; Metazoa; Chordata; Actinopteri; Siluriformes; Siluridae. The transcript has 37 exons.